Danaus plexippus (monarch butterfly) is the source of this 10589-nucleotide messenger RNA. It is a transcript of the gene zfh2, whose product is annotated as zinc finger homeobox protein 3. Gene Ontology annotation, biological process: regulation of transcription by RNA polymerase II. The transcript has 4 exons. Gene Ontology annotation, cellular component: nucleus. Bases 228 to 8510 code for a protein of 2760 amino acids. Gene Ontology annotation, molecular function: DNA-binding transcription factor activity, RNA polymerase II-specific; zinc ion binding; RNA polymerase II cis-regulatory region sequence-specific DNA binding. Lineage: Eukaryota; Metazoa; Arthropoda; Insecta; Lepidoptera; Nymphalidae. The record is from RefSeq and is a predicted model, not a curated record.
CCGGCGAACGUCGACAGUGUCACGUCGUACCAAGCUCAGGGAAACAGUACCUCUAUUUGUGUGUUUUCGUGCCUGUGUUUUGACUCGAGUGUUGAGUUUUUAUUAUUUUUUUUGAAACGGACAAGUGUUUUGUGACUGCGUGAUAUGCAACGAAUUGGUGUUUAGCGUCGUUCAGCGGGCGAUGCUCACAGGAGAGCAUGUGAUGCCGGCCUUUGACGCCCGGCGCCAUGCCUACGCCGCUGCAGCCCGGCGGCCCCGCUAGCGGCCCGCCUCCGGAGCGUAAGCGGCGCCGCAAACGCGACGACCCACAAAGUUCCGCCGCCCUUGAACCUGACGAAGACGACGGCGAAAUGAGCCCUGAGGAAGAGCCGCGCAAUACUCCCGCUGCUCCUGCAGCACCCACACCCGCGCCAUCGUCUGCGCCUGCACCUACAUCACCUCCUGCCGCACCAGACGCAGUUGAUCUUACUUCACGUCGAGAUUCACCACCACUAUCGUCUGAUGUAGAACAUUUUGAUGGUAAAAUCGUUUACAAUCCUGAUGGAUCUGCAUACAUUAUCGAGGACCCAGAAAUAUCAGAAGGUGAAACGAGUCUUCCUGACUUACCUAAAAUAGAACCCGGUUGCAUAGUGGAUAGCAGAGAAAGCAAUAUCACAGAGAGGCAGCUUGAGUUUCCACAAAUUGCAAGUGCAUUCUACGUGUCCAGAAAUCCUUCCUUGUACGGUGCUUUGUACGGAAGAUUAGCAGCUGAAAGAGCGCGCGCAAGGCCGGAUGCUCCGGUUAUGCAUAGUUACAGAGUGUUCAGUUUUCGUGGAGGAAAAGACGCUCCUAGAUCUUCAUCUCCAGUGCCAGAAUGCCCUGUUAGUGUGCCGGUUAAACCGAUUCUUAUGUGUUUUAUAUGUAAAUUGAGUUUUGGUUAUGCCAAAUCUUUUGUGGCACAUGCCCAAUCGGAUCACAGUUUAUCACUGCUUGAUUCCGAAAGAGACGCUUUAUCAAGAGAAAACGCUUCAGCGAUUAUCCAGUGUGUAGGAAAAGACAAAGAAGCUUUGGUAUCAUUUUUAGAACCUCUAGGUUCGGCUGCGCCACGAGCUUCUGUUUCUGGGAGCCCUGCAAAUAUAUCUGAAUUAUCAAGUCCUUCUAUUGACAAGUUACAAGAUAACAUGACUACAGAAAGAGAAAAUGAUUUAUCGUUACCCAAUGGCUCGUGUGAUGACAGACGGCCAAGUCCACCUACCUGGAGGCCGCCAAGAUCAUUGGCUGAAUCAUUGAUGCCACAACAUUCCAUGAUCUCAGUUGCUCAUCCACAUACUAUAAACGCUUCAAUACAAUCACGUGCUAGCCCUAACUCUUCGCCACCUUUUCAAGCUGCACCCCCAGCUUUUCUGUCUGGAACAACGAUAGGAGUAUGUCCUGACCAUCUAGGAGGACGACCAUCUGGUGCAGAUUGUCCAAAAUGUGAGCUUAUCUUAAAUUCUGGAAGGUUAGGUGGUCCAUUAGCAGGAAUGCAUAGCAGAAAUUCUUGUAAAACCCUAAAAUGUCCAAAAUGUAACUGGCAUUACAAGUAUCAAGAAACGCUAGAAAUACAUAUGAAAGAAAAACAUCCAGAAGCAGAAACAAGCUGUAUUUAUUGUAUUGCUGGUCAGCCUCAUCCACGAUUAGCACGGGGAGAAACUUAUACAUGUGGAUACAAACCAUACAGAUGUGAAGUCUGUAACUACUCUACUACUACAAAAGGAAACCUGAGCAUACAUAUGCAAUCAGAUAAACAUUUAAAUAAUAUGCAAGAGUUACAAAAUGGAGGCAACCCUGGAGAAGGAAAUUUACCACCAGCCCAACAUACACCACCAGGUGCCCAUAAGCCUCCACUGCCACAUCAUUCGCCAUUGGGACAAAAACCAAAACCGACAUUUAGGUGUGACGUAUGUAACUAUGAAACAAACGUUGCACGAAAUUUAAGAAUACAUAUGACAUCCGAAAAGCAUACACAUAACAUGCUUGUACUACAACAAAAUGUAAAACACAUGCAAACGCUAUCUGCUUUACAUCACAGGCAACAGAGUCAGCAACAGCUGGAGAACUUGUUACAUUUUCAUGGCGGUGAUGCGCCUCCACCAAAUCCUGAGGCAGCUUUAGCUGAUAUGGCAUACAAUCAAGCCCUUAUGAUUCAACUAAUGACUGGUGGACCUGGGCCUUCGCCCCCAGAAUUAGGUGCCCAUCUUGACGUUGGGUUGAAUCCAGAGGCCAUGGAACCUCCACCAGAGCCGGCAGAUCCAGAACCUGAAAGAACAUUUCACUGUUGUAUUUGCAAUUGUUUUUCAACCGAUUCUUUAGAAGCCCUGGGCCAUCAUUUAGCUCAAGAUCGCACAAAAAUCAGAGAACAAGAAAUAUUGGCCCUAGUUGCUGGACAUUACGUAUGUAAAUUAUGCACAUACAAAACUAAUUUGAAAGCAAACUUCCAAUUGCAUUGCAAGACAGACAAGCAUCUUCAAAGGCUACAGCAUGUGAACCAUGUGAAAGAAGGUGGACCCCGAAAUGAAUGGAAACUGAAGUUUUGUGGUGGAGUCGGUACUGGAGGAGCUGGAGUAGGUGGUGUUCAAGUCAGAUGUUGUGCUUGUGAUUAUUACACAAAUUCUGCUCAUAAAUUACAAUUACAUGCCGCUGGAGCUAGACACGAAGCAGCUGCAUUGUUAUUACGUCAUCUUAGAGAAUGCGCUUCAAGAAUACCCCGUGAACGUCCUCGUGUAUAUCGUUGUGCACUUUGUGGGUUCAAUGCUCCCCACAGACUACCACUUCUACAACACGUGCGUUCUGUGAAACAUUUACAAAUGGAACAAAUUCAUCAACUUCAACGUCGCUCCGAGGGCAAAGAUCCAACUCCUGAUGUAGCUGAACUCUUCCAAGUUAUUCCUCAACCUCCAGAGCUGCCCUACGAUCAACAAGAUAAUGAUGUUAAGGAGCCAGUUGACCAAAAGCCGGAACUGACACAAGAACAGAAAAUGAUGCGAUUUUUAGAACAACACCAACAACAGCAGCACCUGCAGCAGCAACAAACACAGCCUAUACAACAACAAUCUCAACAGACUGUUAUCGAUAAAGAAGAAGAACAAGAUGUUUCAGGUCAACAUACCUGUCCUUACUGCAAUUUUAGCUGUGGAAGCGAAAGUAAACUAACUGUCCAUGUUAAUUCUGUACAUGGUGAUACUGCACGUCAUUUUAUUUGCCCACUGUGUCAAGAUGCAUUUAAAGACAGACCAUCUCUCGAGAGGCAUGUAAUGCAAAUCCACUCUGUAAACUCGGAAGGAUUACAACGUCUUCUAUUACUGGUUGACCAAAGUCAUUGGCUUAAUGGUGGAACGCAACCACAGAGAGACGAAUCGCGACAGAAUGAAGAAAAUGAAAGAGAAAUUUCAUCGCCUCGCUCUGAAGGGAGCGUAGACGGAGAAACUGAACGAUGUUUAACAUGUAAUCGCACAUUCCGCAACGUCGAUGAAUUGUGUCAACAUCAGAACGAAUCUGGCCACCUAGAAUUGAAACAAACUCCCCAAGGUCCGGGAUAUGUAUGUUGGAAAAAGGGAUGCAACAGAUAUUUUGAUUCUGCUCAUGCAUUACAAAAUCACUUUAGAGAAGCUCAUGCACGUAAUUCAAUUGCAAACAUGUCAGUAUCGGAAAAACAUGUAUAUAAAUAUCGCUGCAAUCAGUGUAGCUUGGCCUUUAAAACGGUAGAAAAGCUGCAAUUACAUUCCCAGUACCAUGUCAUUCGUGAUGCUACUAAAUGUGUUUUGUGUGGGCGGAGUUUUAGAUCCAUUUUAGCUCUUCAAAAACAUGUUGAGACUUCGCACCCUGAACUUUCAGAGGAGGAAUUAAAUGCUUUCAAGCGUAGUCUAGCUUCAAAUCCAUUAUUACAAAGUAACCAAGGAGUUGCUUUAGACGCCACCACUGUAGAUUUGUUACGUAAGGAGUCACUCAGAACCCCAGAAGAUGAGCUUGGUGAAAUCGAAGACAGGGAUUCAAGUGCUACUGCUGCUGAUGAAUCUGGCCACAAUGACGCCGAAAACUCAGAUGAUUCAAUUAUUUAUAAAGACCAACAAUUUCUUGAAGACUACCUUAAUUCUCAAGCGAUGGCUGAAGAUUCUUAUAAUGAUCCUAACAGAAAAUAUAAAUGUCAUCGCUGCAAAGUUGCUUUUACUCGACAAUCCUAUUUGACUGCUCAUAAUAAGACCCUUCUGCAUAGAAAAGGCGAAAAAUUAACCUACCCUAUGGAGAAAUAUCUUGACCCUAACAGACCCUUUAAAUGUGACGUAUGUAAAGAAUCUUUUACUCAGAAAAAUAUAUUACUUGUUCAUUAUAACAGUGUGAGCCAUUUGCAUAAACUCAAGCGCGCUAUGCAAGAGCAACAAAAUAAUAAUAAUCCUCCAGUUUCGCCAAGCGCAGGUACAGCGCCCUCGAAUUUAACUUUAACACCUAAAAGUACCUCCAGCGAAGAAGACGAUCGUAAACGAUAUAAAUGUAACAUAUGCAAAGUUGCAUACACCCAAGGCAGCACCCUAGAUAUACACAUGAGAUCGGUAUUACAUCAAACUCGAGCUGGCAAACUACAAGAGUUAGCAGCCGCUGGUCACGUGGACUUAUCUCGGCCCUUAGUAGAACAACCGGACAGAAACGACCCCGCUAAAAUUUUACAAGACGUUUUGUCGCCAAAAAAUACAUCCCCUUCAUCUACUAGCAGCGGGGGGCCUCGCUCUUCACCCCCCGCACGCCCAGGUAGUCCGCGAUCCCCUCGCACAGGUAGCGCCUCGUGCGAGCGUUGCCACGCGUCAUUCCCAACUGGGGAGUUACUCGACGCACACCGUGCAACCUCAUGCCCGUUUGGAGAUGCGCGGGCUCAUUCGCCGCUCGGUGACGCAGAGGCAGCCGCUUUAGACGAGAUGGUAGCCAAGGGCAAUCCGCCCAAACGAAACUCACAAAUGUAUAAGCAACUCUUAGAAACAUUUGGAUUCGACCUCGUGAUGCAGUAUAAUGAAAAUCAGCGGCGCAAAUUGCAAGAGGAACGUGAAAUGGCACGUGUACCUAGUCCUCCCCCUCCCCCUCCGGAAGAGAAACCUCCCGAUGGAGAGAUAAAAUCGACGUGUCAACAUUGUAACAAGGAGUUUUCUAGUGUGUUUGUUUUAAAGACUCAUUGUGAAGAAGUGCAUAAGGACAAAGUACCACUUGAAUUUCUAGAACAGUUCGCAGAACAGUUUAAAUCAGAAUAUGAAAGGAAAUCUGGUGCACCGAACUCACCACGUGCUGCCUCCCCAGCACCUCAAGGCGACCGGUCACCAUCACCUCGCGGUGAUAACAGUAGCAACUUCAACGAUAGUGCUAAUGGUCAGGGUGAGGCUCAAGCCGGUGCCUUAUUGGCAGCUCAAAUGCAAGAAAUGCAGGCUGCCUUAAAUAUGAUACAGCUACAGCAACUCGGUCAACUUCAUCCUAUGAUGGCUCAAAUGUUAUCCCUGGGUCUUCCACUGGGCUUGAACAUGAGUGCUUUGGCUGCUAUGAACCUGCAGCCUCCACUGGUUUCCCUGAUGCUUCCUCCGCCACCCUUCGACGCCAUGCCUUUUUCACACGAUGCUCAAUUAAAACAACAGCAGCUGUUGCAGCAACAGCAGCAGGUUAGUGAUGAUGCAAAUGCUGCAGCUGGUCAAAAACGCGCUCGUACUCGUAUUACUGACGAGCAAUUGAAAAUUUUACGCUCUCACUUUGACAUCAACAACUCACCAAGUGAUGAAGCUAUUGCUAAAAUGGCCAAACAAUCUGGACUUGCUACUAAGGUUAUCAAGCAUUGGUUCAGAAACACUCUGUUUAAAGAACGUCAACGUAAUAAAGAUUCACCAUACAACUUCAAUAAUCCACCGUCAACGACACUUAAUCUAGAAGAAUAUGAAAAGACUGGGGAAGCUAAAGUGACUCCUUUAGAUUCCUCGGCCAGCUCUGAUGAAGGAAAACCACCGCCUGAAAAAAAAGCAAAAACUGAAGACAUGACUGCUUUGAACAUGAGUCAUCAACAUGAAGUAAAAUCCGAACCAAAUGAUGAACCUACUAUGGAAGAGAAAUACAACUCAUAUGAUGAUCGCCAUCAAGAAGAUAGAAGUUUUAAUUUUCCUCAAGUUCCUCAGAGCCCAGCAUUAAGUACAGCUGAAGUUGUACAAAAUAUGUCACGACCGCAGACACCUACACAUAUAUCAUUGAAUUCUUUGAUUCAAUCGCAACUUGACUCUAUACCGGCAACAAGCAUACCCCAGCCACCUCAUCCAUCUAUGCUACCACCGAAGUUGAAUCCGAAUUUCACGUCCCCAAACUCCGCGCCCCCGAACGUCCUACCUUUGACCCCAAAUCGCAGCCUAAGCCCUGGCAGGGUUCCGGCCGAUUUCGGACUUUCCGGGGGCAACUCGAAUGGAUCCAACAGCUCGGGGUCUUCUGGCAAACGCGCCAACAGAACUAGAUUUACUGACUACCAAAUCAAAGUUUUACAAGAAUUUUUUGAAAAUAACGCAUACCCAAAGGAUGAUGACCUAGAAUACCUGUCAAAACUACUAGGAUUAAGUCCUAGGGUAAUCGUAGUAUGGUUUCAAAACGCACGUCAAAAAGCUAGAAAGGUAUACGAAAACCAGCCCGCAGCCGAUCCACCAGCUGGAUCAAUGGAUGACGCUAAUAGAUUUCAAAGAACACCUGGCUUGAACUACCAAUGUAAGAAGUGCCAACUUGUAUUUCAGAGAUAUUAUGAACUAAUAAGACAUCAAAAGACUCAUUGUUUUAAGGAAGAGGAUGCGAAACGAUCAGCGCAGGCGCAGGCGGCUGCUGCUCAAGUGGCUGCUACCCUUAGCAGCGAAGACUCUAAUUCAAGUACCGUAGAACACCACGUUCCGCAUGUGCCAGUAUCACCGGCACCACCUCGAACUCCUACGCCUGCAGCCCCAAAUUAUCCAGUAUCCCCGGCCCCUACAACUCCUCACACACCUGUCACUCCUCUCACUCACCAACCGAGAGAAGAAAAAGAUGGAAAUUUUCAGUGUGAUAAAUGUAACUUAGUCUUCCCACGAUUCGAUCUUUGGCGGGAACAUCAAUUAGUUCAUAUUAUGAACCCUAAUUUAUUUCCUUCCUAUCCACCAGAUUCCCCUUUUGGAAUCUUACAACAACAUGCUCAGCUACAACAACUCAAUGCUUCACUCACGAAUGAUGAAUCACGCCAUCCUCUGGUAGCAGCACUCAACCAACAAGUAGCGAAGAGAAAAUUUGAUGAAUUUGAAGAAUCUGAAACUGGUGAACAACCAAAAGAUAAGCGACUUAGGACCACCAUACUACCUGAACAAUUGGAUUAUCUCUAUCAGAAGUACCAAAUAGAAUCCAAUCCAUCACGAAAAAUGUUAGAAAAUAUUGCUCGUGAAGUUGGAUUAAAAAAAAGAGUGGUACAAGUUUGGUUCCAAAAUACGCGAGCAAGAGAAAGAAAAGGGCAAUUUCGGGCUCAUGCACAAGUAAUAAAUAAGCGUUGUCCAUUUUGUCCGGCUCUAUUCAAAGUUAAGAGUGCUUUAGAAAGCCAUUUAAGCACUAAACACGCCGACCAGUGCGCACGAGGGGAAAUCAACGUUGACGCUCUACCGGACGAAGAACUUAGUACAGAGUCAACACCAAGUUUUGGUUCGCAACAAAGUGAUAGACAGCAAAAUUUUUCCCAAGCGGGGGCUCCCAUGUUGCCCCCUAUUUUUCCACCUUUUCACUCAGACAUGGAGAAGUUUAUCAAACAGUACAGUGAAGAAUCAAUGAAACGAUAUGUCAGUGAGCUUCAAGCACACGCAGCAGCUCAACAGAAUGGUAAUAGUAAUGAAAUCUCUGAGCAACGUGAACAUGGAAAAUCGGAAAUACCACUAGAUCUAAGUAAACCCGUCGACUUAUCACGUCCAGGAUCAGAUGCUGAUGAACGAUCUGAUACCGCAUCCGAAACUAUGGAGUUUUAUGAGGAAGAUGAACCUACGUCACCUAUAGCCGGUCAACAGCAUACGCCGAGACCUCCUGGUAAACGAUUUCGUACUCAAAUGUCUUCAGUUCAAGUCAAAAUAAUGAAAUCAUUAUUUAGCGACUAUAAAACUCCUACAAUGGCCGAGUGCGAAGCACUUGGUCGAGAAAUCGGCUUACCAAAGCGAGUAGUUCAAGUAUGGUUCCAAAAUGCUAGAGCCAAGGAGAAGAAAGCGCGUCUUGCAGCAGGAUUAGCUGAAGUAUCUGAUGCGCAACCACCAGAAGAAUGUCGAGUAUGUGACUUUAAAUACAGUCAUAAGUAUUCGGUACAGGACCACGUGUUCACACGAGGGCACAUCGCUGCGGUGCGCGCUCGAUUAGAGAGCAGCGCAGGCAGCGGAGAGGACAGCACGCUUGCGUUAAUGCAGAUGGCGGCGCGACUGGAGAGCGGCCUUGGGGGCGAGCUGCAUAACGCAUUUCUGCGGCCACAACUCGCCGGCAACGGUGAGUGUACAACUUGACCGUGGUCGACGUCGUCUAGUGUGUAACAACACUACACGACAUCGGACAUCCCUAUGUUAGAGCAUCGCAACAGCGAGCCUCGCGUACUUUAGAAUACCUGUUUAAUGUUUAUAGUUCUUCACUUGUAGAACCAAACCAACCACGGUGUAAAGUUCGUAUAGUGUCGUUACAGUCGUUGAUCUAUUUUCCUACUAGUGAGUCCUUUUUGUAAAUAAUUUUAGGUGUUACGAUAUCGCUACGUAAUUAUUAUGUGAUGUUAAUUUUCAAUAUUUGUGGCUUUGCUAUGUGAAUUUGUUGAAGUAAUGUCGCGUUUGUUAUGAAUGUUUAACGAAAUAAUAUUUCACUAUUCGAGUGACAAAGCAUAAUAACGGAGGUUAUUAUUUGUAACAUACGUUUAAAUAAUACUGUCUUGUCAUCUUAGUAGUUAAUAUGUAUUCGGUCUUUGUUUUUACUGUUGGAGUGAUCGCGAGUGUUGGUGAGGAGCGCGGGAGGCGUGUCGGUCGGCGGUGGGCCGGUGGACGUCCCUCUCUUAGUUGCCGCUAUUUAAAUGCAAACGAACACAACAAUGGUAGGAGUUAGGACGCGUGAAGGACGUCGUAUAUCUAAUGAGACCGAUCUGGCGCACAUGCAUUCUCUCCACAUGAAUAAUCAAUUAUUUAAAUGACGCCAAUCAAAAGACUUUCUUGGAAAUUCUUGAUGACAAUUGUUUCUUUAUUCUCAUUACUUCUAAUAAAUUCAUUAAUUCGACGUAUUGAAAUUAAACAUCACAUAGUAAUACGACUGACGAUCUAGUAAUCUGUUGCAUAAUAUUAUUCUUCCUAGUUGUUCAUAUUUAAAACUCCUAUUAGGUUUUAGAGACUUGUCGUUUGUUGUAGGAUUGUAAUGAAAACCAAAUUAUAUAUUGUAGAGAAUUUAAAACAUUUAGUUAUUAUGUAAAGUCAAAGCGAAGCCUGAAGUCUUUAUUACUAUUUAAAUAAGGUGCCUUGUAGGAUCCAAGUGUUUUGUAAAUUAUUUCCCACAACUCCACUGUAAAUAAAUACUUCAUCAUGUAAAAGUAUACUAUUAGCGUUUAAUGUUACUUCGGUGUAAAAUUUAUCUCGAACCGUGGCCUGUUCGCUCUGCGUUCUACGAUGAGUAGUAUGCACUAUAGAUAGAUAGAUUUAAUAAAUAUAUUGUUCGUUUGAUAGAGGCAUCUUAAAACUUGUGAUAUAACUGUAUCUAAUUAGUUUACUACACAAAUUUUCUGGAAAGGGAACAAAAUGAAUACAGACAUAACAUAGAGACCCUGUCGCGUUUUACAUAAUAAUGAAUUCGUCUGUGGGGUCGCAAGCUGCAUUUUUUGAUAAUCUACAACAUUUACAUAAGAGUGGUUGAAAAUUGGGGACUUGGGCGAUAUGCAAAUAUUUUCUUGAAAUUUAAAUGUUCCGCACAUAGAGCUCGUGCGCCGCCUCCGGUAUCAAACAACCGCGCACGCGCUGCGGGUGACGCCGUUCUAUUUCUAUUUAUUAUGUGAAAACCUACCUCCCGUCUUACGUGCCAAGAUACUUUCGUAUUACGCUUUCAAAUGCAAAUACAUAUUGCACUUUGAUAACAAUAUAUUUAACAUUUGAUCCACGCACUAUUUACAGGUACUGAUUUAUUUGCAUAUCGCUGUAUUAUUUUUUUAUUUAUCCUUUUUGUUAUGUUUGUAUUUAUUUUUGUUCUUUAGUUUUUUAUUUUUUAUUUUUAUUUGUUUCGUUUAGUUUAUAUGUACAAGGUAUGUCAGUGAGUAGACUGCCCUGACAUUGAAAUUGCCUCCAAUGCGACUUCCAAUAACUUUAUAUUAAUUUGUAUUAUUUAAGUUUACCUAAUUAUAUGCAAUCUGCAUUUACUGUUAUUCAGAUGAUAUUUUUCGAAUAGUUUUAAAAGUGAAGUCUUGUGCCAGCCAGUGAAAAAUAUCUUUAGUAAACGAUAAAAAUUAUCGUUGUUUACUAUAGAGAUGGAAAAAAUCUUGUAAACUGAAUAGUAUUAUUAUAAUUAUCUACAGUUAUUAUAUUUUGCCGAAUUCGUUGAAAUAAAUGCAAUAUUUAUAUUAUUGA